AUGGCUACUGAACUGGAUGCGGCCAUAGUGAAAAGGACACAAAAUUCUCUGGGAAAGUUCGUAAAGCGGCCCGCACUGACCGAAAAACUUCUCCGCAAGCCGCCGUUUCGGUUUCUUCACGAUGUAGUGCACGCGAUUAUUCGGGAGCAUGGCCUACUGGAGGGUUUGUAUACGGUGGAUGAACUAAACUCGGACAAUAUCAAGGACCGCGAUUCGAAAAUGGCGUUUCUGCAAAAGCUCAUUGACGUCGUCAAACUAAUCACCGGUAAAGACCUGAAUGUUCGCCCAUCCAAAGUAGUCGCUGGAUUGGAGGUGGAACGAACCAAUGAACUGCUUCAGGCCAUGGGAUACGCACUCGAGCAGAAAUUGGACAGCGCUGAAAUUGUUCGCCAAUUUCUCGGUGGCGCCAACUCGGACGCCCCCUUUAAUAGGCCAGCAAAAGAACCGGAAGAAAGGGCGGUGCAGAAUAUUGACAUUCGAAAGGAGAAAUCCAAAGAAAAGACUAAAGAUAAGGACCAAUCCGGAAACGAGAAAAAGAAAGAACGUAUCACAAAGUCAAAGGAAAAGGAAGUUACAAAGAAUGGUGUAACGAUCGCGGCUGGCCCAAAACAGGAGAAGGUCAAAAGCAAGCAGAAUGGAUCAAAAGUAGGGCACGAAACGAAAACGAAACCCGACAAGCCCAGCAAGGGCAAAGAGAAAUCUCUCAAACGGAUACCAUCAAUUCCGGAAGAGCAGUUGCAACAGAUUACUCCUCGCGAGUUCGGCCUACCGGAAACCCCUGCGAACGGUAUGGAGCAAUUGGGAGGCAACAAGCAAGCCGAGUCAAGAAAACGACGAGACUCCCAGAAAGAGUUUGGGGAAGUGAUAGCGGCCGAUGAAAACCGAAUGGCGCCUGGUGAUGAUGGUGCUUUGAUUGUGGAAAACGAGGACGAGGGACGCAAACAAAAUGGCACCGGAAGCAAUAGUAGUAGUAGAAGAUCGUCCUUAAAGAAACAGAACAGUUUAACGGCUAGUGAAAAUAACGCCCUAUCGGAGAUGAACCAGUUUAACGGAUUGGAAAAUUCUCCCGGCCCUAGCCGGCAAGACAGUGGGGUUGGGAGCGAUCCUCCAAUGAGACCAGACAAGACCGAGAUGUUACAAGAGGUGGGAGCACCAGAUGCGAUGCCGGUGGUAGGUUUGGUAGCCCCGGCGGAGAAUCAUCGGGUUCUGGGAAAACCGCCGAUGCACCGACAACAGUCGAUCGAAACGGUUAUGCGACCAAGGACAAGCCUUAGACCACCAAGCGUUCGGCCUCCGUCUGCGCGGCCGGGAGCUCCAAGAAGAAAGGAGAAAAACGUGGAGGUCAUUUUGCAGCCAAACGAAACACAGAGAUUGGGAGAAAUCAACGUAAAGAUGGAAGUGUUCAAUAACGAGCUGCUGGACGAUGACGGCGAGAACUUGAUCGUUAUCGAGGAUCCUAUCAGUGCGGUCGAUGCUUACGCUACGAGCCGAACGGGCGGCUUAGAGGACGAUGGGAUCUCGGAGCAGGAUCAACAACAAGAACAGCAAGGCCAUCUGGUGCGGCAGAUCCUUGAAACGCAAAAGGAGUUUUCCUCUCACACCGGACAUGACAACGAAACGGUGCGAAAGGCCGAAACGGAAUGGUCCAUUGGCCAGAGGCAGUCAUCAACUAAGCAAAUGGAAUUGCUCAGAGAAUCGAUACAAAAAUUGACACGCUCAGUCAAUCCGCUCGGCAAACUGAUGGACUUUAUUCAGGAAGACGUCGAUGCCAUGGAAAGAGAACUGACAAACUGGCAACAGAUUUUCGCUCAAUCUAUGGUGGAGUUGAAUAAGGAACGAAGUGCCACGGAAAAUGCGAUCGAACCUUUGAAGCAUCAGUUAUCUCAAAUUGACGUCAACAUAAAGGAGUAUCGCGAGAUGAUCGAUUCGACUCGGGCAAACAUCCUACAGAAUGAACAGAAAAUCGAACGCUUGUACAUGACCGAAAUAUAG
Molecule: messenger RNA, 1992 nt
Organism: Anopheles cruzii
Lineage: Eukaryota; Metazoa; Arthropoda; Insecta; Diptera; Culicidae
Gene: IFT54
Product: TRAF3-interacting protein 1
Exons: 5
Coding region: 1-1992 (663 amino acids)
Biological process (GO): regulation of microtubule cytoskeleton organization; intraciliary transport; cilium assembly
Cellular component (GO): ciliary basal body; intraciliary transport particle B; axoneme
Molecular function (GO): microtubule binding
Source: RefSeq, a predicted model, not a curated record